CAAAGAAAAGCAGGCUGGUAAACUUCAGACCAGCAGACCAGAUACUUGCCUUUGAAUACUCUGCUCAGUAUCUGAAGAAGAAAGUGUGGCACACCGAAGAGAAAUUCAGCACCUAGGAGAGCUCCAAGUGUCCCUUGUGCAAAAAUCACCAUUAUCGUAUUUUUGAGGAAUCCAAAAGUCCAUCUUCUGGCUUGGUCAAAAGAGAUGGAACACAGAAGUAGCUCCCAUCUUCUCCUCUUUUUCACAUUCCUGUGUGUUUUCUGCUCUCAAGUCAUUGCAUUGCCUCCUUUAGGAACAUAUUCAGCUAUAAGAUUAGGAAACAGAAUACCAUUUGAUGGACAAAGUGAAUCUGAUCACACCCAAAAUUCAUUAAAACCUGAGGCUGACAUUCUUCAAACUACCGUACCUGAAAAUGAGAAGUUCUAUUUUGAUAUGUCCAGAGCUAUUGACAGAAAUACAAGACAUGCUGAUGGGCUCUUUACAAGUGGCUACAGCAAACUUUUGGGUCAACUUUCUGCAAGAAAGUAUUUGGAGUCCCUAGUUGGAAAAAGGAUUGGAAACAACAACCCCCUUGAUGAGCAGAUGCCAGUCAAACGUCACUCCGAUGCUGUCUUCACUGACAACUACAGCCGUUUACGAAAACAGAUGGCGGUGAAGAAGUACCUGGACUCUGUUUUAACUGGGAAAAGAAGUCAAGAAGAUCUCAACCCACCCAAUCUUCGGGAUGAAGUAGAAUUGCUUGAACCAGCCUUCUCAGAAAAUUAUGAUGAUGUGACUGUAGAUGAUAUGGGUCUUCUGAACCGCCUCCCACUGAAUCUCUGAAGACGACUCAUUUUAAAAAAAAAAAAACUUCAAAAAGUCCUGGAAAAAAAAAUCCUAAAAAAAAAAAAGAUCAAGCUAUUUUUUUGAGUUUCUCAUGGUAUUUGUUUUGAUUUAAAUAAUGAUUUUAUUAUUUAAAUCAAAACAAAUAUAUAUUGUGGAGUGAAAUUUGUGAUAUUUAUGUUUCUUAUAUAAUAAAAAUGGAUGUUUACACUGUAAAUAAUAACUUAGAGUGAUCUGACUGUACAUACUGUAUGUAUGCUGAUUUAACUCAUGCAAAUUCUCUGUCUUCUGAUGCUGUAAGUC
Crotalus tigris (Tiger rattlesnake) is the source of this 1125-nucleotide messenger RNA. It is a transcript of the gene VIP, whose product is annotated as vasoactive intestinal peptide. Gene Ontology annotation, molecular function: neuropeptide hormone activity; peptide hormone receptor binding. The record is from RefSeq and is a predicted model, not a curated record. Bases 205 to 822 code for a protein of 205 amino acids. The transcript is spliced from 7 exons. Gene Ontology annotation, cellular component: neuron projection; extracellular region; perikaryon. Gene Ontology annotation, biological process: regulation of protein localization; adenylate cyclase-activating G protein-coupled receptor signaling pathway; positive regulation of epinephrine secretion. NCBI's taxonomy places the organism in Eukaryota, Metazoa, Chordata, Lepidosauria, Squamata, Viperidae.